GGUUAACAACUUACUUCAAUUCCAAGAUCAGUCCUAAAAACGUUAUGGAUACAUCAGAGCUCGAGCCUUCAAAGCUCGGUACGAAAGAACAUUGGGAUAACGUUUACGAAGAAGAAUUGGAGAACUUCAGUGAAAAUGGUGACGAGGGUGAAAUAUGGUUCGGCAAAAAGGCGAUGAAUGAAACGGUCAAAUGGGUUAAUCAACAUGUCCCAUCACGCCCUGAUAUGUCAGUCCUGGAAGUUGGAAGUGGGAACGGUGCACUAUUAUUCGCGCUUGCGGAGGGACGUGGAAAAGCUUGCUAUCCAGCGCAUCGACUCCUGGGAAUUGAUUAUAGUGAAGGAGCCGUCCAGCUCGCUCAAUCGGUGGCGCCCUCUCGAAAUCUUACGGCAGUUACGUUUAGAGUGUGCGAUUUCCUGCACGAGGACCCACCAUUACUUGCAGAUGAUCAGAAAGCUGACCAGAAUGGAGCUUGGGAUCUUAUCCUUGAUAAAGGCACAUACGAUGCCAUCGCGCUGAUGGAGAAGGACAAGAAUGGAAGGACCCCAGUAGAAGGUUAUCCGAUACGUAUCGCGAAGCUCUUAAAUCCAGGCGGGCAUUUUCUAAUUACAUGUGCGUAUGUAUCGUGCCACUUGACUGUAAAACUGAGAGCCCUUCAAUCACCCCAGCUUGUAAUUUUACCGAUUUCGAGUUAGAAUCGAAGUUCAUUACCGAAGAAACCGGCCUGCAGUAUCAUUCUCGUAUAGAACAUCCAACUAUUUCAUUCGGCGGGAGCACCGGGAGUGCAUGUUC
This is a messenger RNA of Suillus discolor, 789 nucleotides long. Its product is annotated as S-adenosyl-L-methionine-dependent methyltransferase. NCBI's taxonomy places the organism in Eukaryota, Fungi, Basidiomycota, Agaricomycetes, Boletales, Suillaceae. The coding region runs from base 45 to 692 and encodes 215 amino acids. Gene Ontology annotation, molecular function: protein-lysine N-methyltransferase activity. Gene Ontology annotation, biological process: peptidyl-lysine dimethylation; peptidyl-lysine monomethylation. Gene Ontology annotation, cellular component: cytoplasm. The record is from RefSeq and is a predicted model, not a curated record. The transcript has 4 exons.